AUGAACUCGAAGACAAUCAAGAGAAGUCUCAAUAACCCAAUGCAUCGUUCGAUACAAUCUGCACCUAUCGCAACAGCCUCAAAUAUCCUUGACACUAAAUGCACCACCAAAUCAAAGACAUACUACCCCAAUGAGUUUAGAGAUCCCCAACAAUUGUGUCUCCUAUACUACUACUACUACUACGGAUAUUGGACCGAGGCUCACUACCAACACAGCACCAAGAGUUUACUAAACAACAAAAAUCAUGACCUCGACUUGCCUGUUCGUGCAACAUAUGUAAGAUCCCACGUGGAGAACCGCGCGUCGAUGUGCCGCGAUGCGUGGGUUGGCCCUUGGCUCCACGUCAAUGUGUGCGUUGGUUCGGGCGGAUUUUCUGUGCAUGCGAUCGCUGCCGGGGCUGGACCUGGUAUUCGGGUCGAUGCUGCAGGUGUCAAUGGUGGGCAGAUGAGAAGGAAUCUAAGGCAAGAUGUGUUUCUCGAUUCAGUAAUAAUUCUUCUUUAA
Bipolaris victoriae FI3 is the source of this 501-nucleotide messenger RNA. RefSeq lists its product as hypothetical. Lineage: Eukaryota; Fungi; Ascomycota; Dothideomycetes; Pleosporales; Pleosporaceae. Bases 1 to 501 code for a protein of 166 amino acids. The transcript has 3 exons. The record is from RefSeq and is a predicted model, not a curated record.